AUGAAGGUCCAAGAACAGAAUUAUUGUUCACAAGAUCACUCUUCAUAUGAUGAUAAACUCCCUAAGUUCAAGGAGAAUCGAAAUCAUCAAUCCCCAAACUCCUCAUUCUUCGCGGGUGUUGAUUCGAUUGAACAAAAUUUCAGCAACUUUCUUCACAAGGAUACAUUGCAGUCGCUUGUUGGAGCUGCUGCCGUUACUUACCAUUCGUUAGCACAAAGAAAAUCGCCUGAGAUUUCGUCUAGUAAAAAGCCUAGUAGAAUCAAGUGGACACAAGAAAUGCAUCAACGGUUUGUCGAGUGCGUUAAUAAGCUUGGAGGGUCUGAAAGAAAUAAUUCUGAGAGUACUAUUUCCACAAGUUUUACUUCACAAGAGCAUGAUCCAAAGCGGGACAUGUCGAUAAUGGAGGCAUUGAGAUUACAAGUAGAUGUUCAAAAGAAUCUCUAUGCACAACUAGAGAUUCAAAAACAACUACAACUAAGGAUUGAAGAGCAAGGAAGGUUACUCAAGAUGAUGAUGAAUCAACAAACAAAAACUAAUUAUGAACUCGACAAAUAUGCAGAUUCAGAACAAGUCCACCGAGAAAUGUAA
Molecule: messenger RNA, 588 nt
Organism: Impatiens glandulifera
Lineage: Eukaryota; Viridiplantae; Streptophyta; Magnoliopsida; Ericales; Balsaminaceae
Product: myb family transcription factor PHL5-like
Exons: 5
Coding region: 1-588 (195 amino acids)
Molecular function (GO): DNA-binding transcription factor activity
Source: RefSeq, a predicted model, not a curated record